AUGGAAGCUGAAGCCGUCAAUGAGCUGGCCAAGAAACAGACUGCCUCUUCGCCUUCCCUUCCUCCUCGUGGAGCGAAGGCAAAAGCCCUUCUCAACAAAGUAUGGACUUCUGACGCACCUGCUCCAAGGAACAAGGCGGGCAAAAAGCGGGCCCUUCCGGACGAAGUCACCGAGGCUGCAACCACUGUGACUCUGACGCCGUCCACUCGGAGUCGACCGAAACCCCGACACAGGAUGGCGGUGAAUGGCCGCGAUGAGUCUGCCAAAACCAAGGAGGGCUUAAGCUCGAAUGCGGACGCUUUGUCUCAGAAGGGCACCAAAGGAGGCCGGUCCCGUGGCGCUGCGAAAUCUGCCGACGGGGACUCGGAGACCACAACCCGACCUGCUGAGCCGCCUUCCAAGCGUCAGAAGCUAUCUGUUCGUCAUCGUGCCGCUGACCGUAAACCCGAAGCCGAAAAAGUCUCUGAAGACUGUCCCAAGGCGUCAUCUGGAAGCGAGGAGGACCAAUCAGUGUCGUCUGAAGAUGACAUUGGUGUCAACAAUGACUGGGCCGAACUCACAGCAGAGAAAGCUGCUUGGUCUGAUGACGACCAUGAUGCUGAUGUUCAAAGCUCUGGCGAUAAGGGGAAAGGUCGACAGACCUACAUCACUUUGGAUGACCUCGAAGAGUCGUCUAUAUCAGGCUCCGAGUUCCGGCCGGAAGACUCAGUCGACCACGAGUCGUCUGCUGAGAGUUCUGAGGUCCAAGUCUUCGAUCCAGACUCUGAUUUUGAGGCUUUCGACCCAGAUGCGUGGAUGACUGAUGAAGAGUACACCCAUGAGAAGAUGGUGGCGAACUUGGCCAAGGACGAGGAGAGGCGGAAGGCGGAGAUUGUCCGUCGUCGUAAGGCGGAGAAGGAAAAGGAGUGCAUCCGUCACGAGAAGGCGAGAAAGGAGGAUGAGGAACCUCUUUGGCUUGAUGUUCCUCCCAAAAGGUCGUCUUCAUCUCAAGCUGCCAAAGCAUCCAACAAACUCCGGACUGCGUCUGCCUCUACCCCGGCUUUGGGUCCCCAAAUGGCUCAAUCUCCUGCUACAAAGCCCUCCGGAUCCCGUAGCGCUCCGAUACUCUCUACCAUCUCGACCAACUACUCAUCGGAAGACGACGACGAGGAAGACGACGAGGACAUCAUUGUGGAGGCUCUAGGUCUAGUACCCUCCGACCUGCCGCCCAUGACGUAUGCAGUUGUGCCCUCCGCGAACCCAGGUGGAGUACUCUCCCUCACAUCUCAGCACAUUCACGUCCGCGACACCCUUCGUGUUGCUUUCGAGUUGGUCAGGGAGCACGUUCUUUCGGAGAAUGCAUUCCCAGACACAGUUGGUCGCCAUCAGUUCGUCACUGCUUCUAUCCUGCGUGCGGCUCAAACCAGAGGGUACAAUGGCCUGGCUGGAUGGUUUACGUCGAACCCAGACGAACUCAGAGCGCUGGCUCCUAUAGUCAACCAGCGCAUCUGUUCCAUUCGGAACGACCUCAAAAAGGCAUCCGAUAACCUGGUGGUUGGUUUCUUCAAGAUCGUUUCUGGUGAUGAGACGAAGCAGCUCAUCAAGUGGCUCCUGCAACACCUCAACUACUCCUACCCCGUUGAGCCAAUGCAAGCUACUGUGCCCCGAAACAAACCUUACCAGCAUCCAAGCAUCUCGGCGAUCCUAGCCACGGUGUUCUUCAAGGGCCGGAAGCCACACGCCAAGAAGCACGCCUCUAUCUUCAAGUCCACCUCCCCCGAUCGUCCCGAGGAGAAGGAGAUCCCGAUGACGAUGGUUGCCCUUGUUAGCACUGCGAUACACUCCUCGCUCAUGGAUUGGAGUCAAGGGACUCACCAGCCGACGUACUUUACAGCAGACAAGUACCUCGACGCCUACAACGAGCACGUUUUCAACCUUGAGCAAAUCAAGGCCCGGAACCCACGCGGCUACCAUAAGACGAUGCAUGGGCUUUAUGUCGCUGCAGGCGGCAGUAUUCCUCCUCGCCCGGCUGAUAUGAGUGCCAACAUCGCCAUGGUCGACUACGACAACAUGGAUGUAGACUAG
This is a messenger RNA of Epithele typhae, 2064 nucleotides long. RefSeq lists its product as uncharacterized. The transcript has 14 exons. The coding region runs from base 1 to 2064 and encodes 687 amino acids. NCBI's taxonomy places the organism in Eukaryota, Fungi, Basidiomycota, Agaricomycetes, Polyporales, Epitheliaceae. The record is from RefSeq and is a predicted model, not a curated record.